AUGCCGUCCAGGAAAAAAACAGUCAUGUUUGCAUCUGCUUUUGUCAGCUGUGUUUUCUCUUUCGCGCUGGUUUGCACUGCGCUGGGGACCCAGCAGUGGAUGAGCAGCAACGUUCACUUUUCUGACACGAACUCCAACGCUACCGUGAGCCUCACCUACGGACUUUUUCGUGGCACCUGUAAACAAUCCAUUGAUGCAGGGCUCCAGGUUUCAGAAAAGGAUUUCAAAGUUGAAGAGAACCUCAGCACCACCCAAACGAGAAGCACCAACUCUGCCAUUGUGGCCAUUCUGGCUCUCAGUUUAGUGGUCUCCUUUUUGAGUUGUGUGUUUACCUGCACCAAUGCUGUCAGUAAUCCCUACAGGACCUUCCUGGGACCCAUCGGAGUCUAUACCUGGAAUUCCUUCUGCGGUAUCUUCAUAUUUCUAGCCAUGAUACUUUUUCCCGUGAACGUACAACACCACAACCUGUCUUUAGAACUGGCUCGAGGAUGUUUCUCCUUCCUGCAGACACACACCAGCUCUGCACACAGUUAUGGAUAUUCAUUUUGGAUCAUGCUGCCCAUCCUUUUCCUGAACAUUGCUUCUAUCACCAUCAUAUGUUUCUACGAGCACGCAAGGUAUUCUAAGAAGAAGGAACGGGAGAGACCCAUUGAAAGUGCACCAAAAGAUGUCAUUCUCUUUUAA
Colius striatus (speckled mousebird) is the source of this 684-nucleotide messenger RNA. It is a transcript of the gene CLRN3, whose product is annotated as clarin 3. The coding region runs from base 1 to 684 and encodes 227 amino acids. The record is from RefSeq and is a predicted model, not a curated record. Lineage: Eukaryota; Metazoa; Chordata; Aves; Coliiformes; Coliidae. The transcript is spliced from 3 exons.